Symbiodinium sp. CCMP2592 is the source of this 822-nucleotide messenger RNA. NCBI's taxonomy places the organism in Eukaryota, Dinophyceae, Suessiales, Symbiodiniaceae. The record is from the annotation of a GenBank genome assembly.
AUGCCUGCCGCCAAAGUCAGCGGGUAUAUUGGCUUGGCGUGUGACCUGUCCCCAACGAGCGCCAGUACUUCAGCAGCUGGCUCGCCUCGAAGCUCUGCGCCUGCAUCUCCGAAGGGAUCCUUUCUGAAAGAGGAGGUCGUGGCCUGGCAGCAAGACCUCCUUCGGGAGUUUUCGUCACCGGCCUUCCAGAAGAGACUGCGGCAAGCUUCUUGCCUGCAACCGGUUGAGUACGAGAAAGCCCGAACGGCUUUAGUGCGCGAUGCACAGUGGGCCAUCGCUCCGCAGCACGGCUUGCCCGCCACGGACUUAAGCAUUGAGCAGAUGCUCCUGGCCGUGGACCAGUUUCUGGAUGACGUGGAUGUGUCGGUGAACCAGCAGAUCAUCCAGGAGCACUUGGUGGCCUGCGAGGUGCCAGUGCCUGGCAAGGAGCAAACGGCCGUGCCGCUGGGUCAUGACAAGACGGUGCUCGGCAAGAGAGAUAUUAUCAGACUGCUCAAGAGCCUCCAGGUCAGUUUCAGCGAGCCAAACUUCCAGCAGGAGCUUGCAAAGCUGAAGGAAUCGGACAUAAAAGCAUCCGGCACAGCAGAAGCUAAGGGCUUUCUCCAGCUUCCUGGGCGAAAUGAGCUUGCUUUCGCCAUCCAGCUGCAGUUGGCUCCCUGCUUUGGCUUUGAGGCCAGCAAGCAGGGCAUCCUAGCAAUGAUCUCCACGUGCGGGCAGUUUUUGAAGGAUCCGGAGAUCUCCGAGCUGUUCGAUGCCGUCAACAUGAAGUUGGGCAUGACUCCGGAAGCAUGCAAAGCCUUCCGAGCGAAAGUACUGCCCUAA